Molecule: messenger RNA, 2283 nt
Organism: Trypanosoma theileri
Lineage: Eukaryota; Euglenozoa; Kinetoplastea; Trypanosomatida; Trypanosomatidae
Exons: 1
Coding region: 1-2283 (760 amino acids)
Biological process (GO): formation of cytoplasmic translation initiation complex; translation reinitiation
Cellular component (GO): eukaryotic translation initiation factor 3 complex, eIF3e; eukaryotic translation initiation factor 3 complex, eIF3m; multi-eIF complex
Molecular function (GO): mRNA binding; translation initiation factor activity
Source: RefSeq, a predicted model, not a curated record
AUGAACAGCGAGGAGAAGACACGCGGGUGUCUGACGAAGGCGCAGACGCUGAAGGACAGCGGGAACUACAAGGAGGCUGUCACUGUCCUGCAGUCGCUCUCUGAGCACGGGGUCCACUGGGGCCCAGUGUACACCGCCGCCCUCGACCUCCUCGCCGAGCUGUGCUUCAGCCAAGAGCAGGGCGUCACCGUCGACCGCUUCUUUCCGGCAUUCAGAUGGAACCGCAAUAAACUUCGCGGAUCGCAGCAUUUGGAGGAGGGAACGCGGCGCAUCAUCGACAUCACACUCAAACAUCUCCGCGCUUCAGGUGAAAGGGCGAGGCGCAACGCAAAAAUGAUGGAGGAGGACCCUAAAGAGGAAGAAUUAAUUUUGGCCGCUCUCUCGGGAAUUUCGCCGGCGCAGAGGGCAAGGGAAAGGUAUCUUAUCCCUGCAGAAAAUAUGACACAGAUGGUGGGGUGCGAGUUGCUUAAUUUUAAUGUAAUUGGACAUUCAAAGAAACUGCUUCCCUUCUACCUUGAUACAGCUCUGCAACUCAUUGAAUACUGUCAUGAACACAACUUAAAACGAGCUGUUGGACGUAUCGCUGAGGCUUUUGUACGUUUCUUCAAGAGAUUUCUUCAAAGCCCUAUUAACCUGCCGUCAAAGACUGAUAACCAAUACCUUAUUACAUUAAGCAAGGAGCUUGAAGCAGACCGUGAAGAUUUCUACAAGGAGAAGGCUACAACUGAGAAAGCAGUAGGCGUUUUCUGUCGUCUUUUGCAAAUAUUAACAGCAAUGAAUAGUUGGCAAAGUGCAUGGUCAGCCCUACAGUGUUUCACGAAAGUAAUGCAAGAAAUUUCUCAACGUCCAGAUCACUCUCGAGAGUGUCAAAUUGAGGCACAUAUGGCGAUGGCUUCCCUUUUUUGGAAAUGUUCACACUACGCUUUUCAUGCCCAUUGUUUAGGGGUUGCUGCCUUUUUAACUGAAGAAGGACGGAUGCCUAUCGCUUCCAGAGCAGUUCUGGCUACUCUCUGUGCACCUAACAUUAACAGGGAAAGAAAAAGCUUUGCACGAGGUUCUGAUUCUAUUCUUGAGAAAAACGCAAGAAUUGCUCAAUUAUUUGGACUUCAGGCAGCACCAGGAAGAACAUCUCUUUGGAAGCGUCUUCAGAGAAUGCAGGUUCUUCAAACUGCUUCCCCAGAGGUUCAGGCAUUUGACGAAUUAUUGCGUAAUGAAGUCCUCGAUGAGGAAAUGGCAAAGAAGGCUAUUGGAUACCUGUCUAAUAUUCUCCAAAAAGAACCUUCCCUUGAAAUAUACCGAGAACCACUACGUAAAGUUAUUAUUCAGCGGUAUUUGGAGAGUAUGUCUGCCAAAACUACUCGGUUAGAGGCAGAUUCUCUACAAAUAGGAGAGACAAACCCUUCAGAAGAGAACUACAUUAAUGAAAUUGAACCAUUCAUUCUGAAUGAGUCGGGAAUUGCUGUAGAAAUUGAUCACAAAACAAAUUCAUUGUCGUUCAGCAACACUACGAAAAUGAAGGUACUCCAUGCAUUUAAUCUAUUGGCGGAAAAAGUGGACCUUCAACCAGCUGCUCCUCGAAGAAAACUUGAUAUACGUCCAGAGCAUUUGCAACGGGCUCAUGACCGCAGCAGUAUUAUUCAUCGUUUACAGUACUUAUGUGAAGAAACUGCAGAGGAACGUCGACAGAAUGCUAAGGAUAAAGAAGAAGCUGAACGUGAAAAUGCCAGACUGGAACGUGUUCAAAAUGAAGAAAGGAAGAGGGAAGCAGCGCGUUUAGCGCAGGAGGCCCGAGGACUUGCUGAGUAUCAAGAGUUUGUAAAUCAAGAAAGACGAAAGGUUGUAUUACGCCGUCUUAAAGAAAAGUAUAAGAGUUUCACUGUUCCAGAUACAAUUACGCAGAAAAAUUCCACUGAUUUCGUUCAAGAAUUAACGAUGUUAUUAACGGAACACCUUAAGAAGACGACAAGAGAGAAAAUGGCUGAUGUGACAAAAAUGAAUUAUUUUGAAAGAGCUUGCAGAGAACUUGAAAUACCUAAGAGGGAGCGUAUUGAGCGUGAAGAGGCAGAGCAGCACAAAGCUGAGAGAGCAGCGGCUCGGGAGAACUUCCUUAUACAGCAUCGCAAGGAAUUUGAAAAACGUCAGCAAGAUAAUGAGGUACUAAAGAAGUUCCUUAAGGAAGCGGCUGUGUUUGCAGAACAGAUACAAAUGAAAGAAAAGACGUCUAAGCGCGAUGAGCAACAGAUGCUGCUUCAAAAAGAGAAGGAGCGCUUGCAGGGCUUAUAG